Messenger RNA from Moesziomyces antarcticus, 1083 nucleotides. RefSeq lists its product as uncharacterized. Bases 1 to 1083 code for a protein of 360 amino acids. NCBI's taxonomy places the organism in Eukaryota, Fungi, Basidiomycota, Ustilaginomycetes, Ustilaginales, Ustilaginaceae. The transcript has a single exon. The record is from RefSeq and is a predicted model, not a curated record.
AUGCUGAACCGAUCCUUCUCGACUUCGGCGGCCCGCGCCUGCGUCCUGGGCGACCAGCGCGUGGCGUCCAGAGUGCCUCGCCUCGCCACCAAGCCUCUCAGCGCCGCUGCCUACACUUCUGCAGGUGUUCACGGCCAUGCCCGCGUCCAGUCCCACGCCAAUGUCUCCGAGACGUACGCUUCCAGGCGCAGCGUCUCCGAGGCAUUCAGCCUGCUCGCCGGCUCCAAGGUCACCGCUCACACCGGUCUGCGUGGCCGCCACGCCUCGACAUGGACCAAGGCUUCCCCGGCUCACGUGCGAGCACUCACAACCACGAGCGCCCGCAACGACCUCAAGCAGGAUGCCAAGGACAAGCUCGUCGAAGAAGGCAAGAAGUUUGCGCGCGAAAAGGUCGACGAGAAGCUCAGUGGCGAAGAGGUCAAGCAGCAAGCCAAGAACGCAUCGUCCUCGCUCAGCAAGAUCCUCUUUGGCGCACUCGCCGUGGCGGGUGCUGCCUACAUGAUCAUGGGCGGUACUGCCCAUGCCGAAGAAGCCCCCAAGUCCAAGGAUCAGGGUGAGUCUGGCCCGAGGUACUCCAAGGACAAAGUGUCGCUACUAUGUCUCGUGGGUCCCUCGCUCUCGGGAAAGACUACACAGGCUAAACGUCUUCUCAAACGCUUCUCUUCCGAUAUCGACGACAUCGUACAGCCCAAGUCGCUUGAUGAUCUCAACGCCAUCCUCUCCUCGCGCACCAAGGGCAACAAGAGGGUCUCGCUCAUCCUCGACAACUUUCCCUCCACCCUCGAAGACGCCCAGCGCAUCGAAGCCGAAAUCGUUCCCAUCUUCUGCUUCUCCUUCUACGACCUUCCGCUGAAAGACUUUGAACUGCGUCUGCCCGAGUCUCUCGGCAAGGAGGACAGGCAGAAGCGCAUCGACGAAUUCAACAAGUACUCCAAGCGCCUCGAACCGCUCAUCCACAAGUAUCGCGACCAAGGCAACAUCUACGAAAUCAGCGCCGAUUGGGAUUCCGUCGACGAGGUGUGGGAGCAGGUCGAGGCCAAGACCGAACAGAUCCUCGAGCUCCGAGAACGCGGCGAUCUCUGA